UCUCUCUGGUAGCUCCUCGUAGAUCAGUGUGCCUCUCCACUACCUCGGUAGCUCUACUCCGGAGCACCAGUCUACCACUCACCUCUCUUCACCGGCCGGCCAGGGCAACAGUCUACCACUCACCUCUCGGUAGGUAGGUAGGGAGACAUGGUGACCAAGCGCCUCCAGGAAAGCGGCUCGCCGAAGCAAGCUCGUCCUGCUCCUGUCGCCACCGACAGCGCCAACGGCCCGCUGAUGCUGCUCCGUUUGCGGGAGCAGUGCUGCUGCGGCCACCCGGCUGCCUCGCCCGUCGGCCCGCUCGCGCUCACGCUCGGCGCCCCGGCGGCAACCGACGACGCCUGCCGCCGGUGCUGCUGCGCGAGCGACGCGGACGCGGACGCGCCGGCUCUGGCGCCUGGGGUUAUGCCGUCCGUGGACUCGGUGCUCCGUGGCUCCCGGUACCUGAGGCCGGUCCAGGAGCUGCUGCGCGACGCGGUCUCCGCCGUCGUCGGCGGAGACGACGACGAGAGCGCGGGAGGAGGGAGUGAAGACGAGGCGGGCCAAGAGGCGGCUCUCCGUGAGCUGCGUCUGCGGGCGGCAGCGACGAGCCGCCGCGGGAUCCUGGCCAAGAACGACGGCGGCGCCGGGGCGGUGCAAGCCAAGCUCCUCGGCCUUCUCAGCGAGCUGGAGGGCCGGCAGGAGCACUACUUCCAGGAGCUGAGCCGCGUGGCGUCGUCCUUCGAGCCGGCGCUGGGGCCCGCCGCGACGGCCGGGUACACGUCCCUCAUGUCGCGGGCCAUGACGCGCCACUUCGGCAACCUGCGCCGCGCCAUCCUCCGCAAGCUCGCCGCGGUCACAAGGCCGGCGCCGGCGCCGAGGGCGAGGCUGUGGGCGAACGAUGACAGCGAGGAGGACGAGGAGGACGACGACGAGCAAGACUACGACCCCGUGCAGACGGAGGACAUGGUGAGCAGGCUGGUCCGGCGGACGAAGCAGGCCGCGGCGGCGCGGGCGGCGGAGCAGGUGUGCAAGCCGCUGAGGGGCCUGCCGGAGGGGUCGGUGGCCGUGCUCCGGGCCUGGCUCUUCAACCAUUUCCUAGAUCCGUACCCGAGCGACAACGAGAAGCUGAGGCUGGCCGUGAGCACGGGGUUGAGCAGGAGACAGAUAUCCAACUGGUUCAUCAACGCGCGGGUGCGGCUGUGGAAGCCGAUGGUCGAGGAGAUGUACGCCGACGAGUUCUCCGCCGUCUCCUCCAGGGACGACGACGGCGGGGCGGCGUCUUCUCAAUAAGCACAUUUCCUUCCUUCCUUGGGGGCGCAAGAUUCAGUUUCAUGUGUUUCCUUUUAGGAGGAUGUGAUCUUUCUUGUUGCUUCAGUUCCAUGUGUUUUGGGUCUACUGGUGAUUCAUGGGACUGCUCAUCAUGUUGCAGUUAGUAUAAUCAUUAGGUAGUGAAGCUUGAGUGAGUAUCAGGCGAUCAUUUGGUCUAUGAUGGUUCAAUUCGAGGACCGGUGUAUCACCACGGCACGUACCCUAUUUGAUGAACCCUUUUGCUCCCAAAAGAUUCUACAGCAUG
This is a messenger RNA of Triticum dicoccoides, 1552 nucleotides long. RefSeq names its product BEL1-like homeodomain protein 3. The coding region runs from base 148 to 1269 and encodes 373 amino acids. Gene Ontology annotation, biological process: regulation of DNA-templated transcription. The transcript has 4 exons. Lineage: Eukaryota; Viridiplantae; Streptophyta; Magnoliopsida; Poales; Poaceae. Gene Ontology annotation, molecular function: DNA binding. The record is from RefSeq and is a predicted model, not a curated record.